UACUUUAAAGUAAAGAUUUAAGUAACUUGUAAAUAAAUAUAUUAAUUUUCAAUUAAACAGUCCAUAUAAUAAGGAUCGUCUGUUAAAGUCAGCGCCUGAGGAAACACCUGGUAAACUGUUAACAUACAUAAGUGAAAAUGUUGGGAUUACAGCGCUUUACCGGGAGUAUUGUGACACAGCUCUGUCGCCGCGCCACUUACAGCAGCAAUAGCGCCAACGCACGUGCGGCAAGCGCCGCGCUUGCAACGGCAGCGAGUAAUAGUAAUGGUCAGGGAUCUGCUGCUGAUGAUGCCGAGCAGCGUGCGUCGGCAGCGACAGCGGCUUCUCCGUCGGCAGCGGAGGCAGCAAGGAAGCAAAAGAAUUCUGGGCAAAUGGUUGCAGCUGCCUUUGAAUCGCUGCGCAAUGAAAGCGAAUCGGGUGGCAAAUCCACAACAAACUCGGCCGUUAACAACAUAGAUGAGCGGAUUGUAAAUGCCAAAACCGUGAACGGCCUAUUGGCCAUCACAGAGAACAACAAUGGCUUUAACCGCAAACAUGCACUCAAGAUCGUCUCAAUACUCGCCGAAUGGAGCACCAUUAAUCGUGUAAAAAUCUCGGAAUUUGAAAACGAUUCGAGAUUUUUGAGAGUCUGUCGCAUGCUGGGACGGACAGCUCUUGCCAAGAAUGGUGUUGCCAAGAAUGGUAACACUGCAGGAGCAUCUGCAAAUGGCAACAACUCUUCCAAACGCAUUUCUGGCUUUCGCACCGAUGACUUGAAUACCGUUCUGGGCGUUGCAGGGGAUGACGAAGCGGCCAAGUUAAUAGCCAGCAUAAGUCUGCCCCAGAUGGUCAAGGUGAUGAGCACCUUGGCCCAACGUAAGCGUCGCAGCACUCCGCUUCUGCGCUCCCUCGCCUUUAACAUCAGCAGUGCCUCGGAUCAGCUGGAUCUGAAGCAGUCGGCGGAUGUCCUCUAUGCCAUGUCCAUGCUCAACUUUCAGGACUCCGUGCUCGGCGCCAAAGUUUGUGCGGAUGUCCAAGCGGCGCUGCCAAAGAAUUCUGAAAAAUCUGCAGUGGUGGGAUCUAUAUUGACCAGUCUGGGCAUUAUGCGAUAUCGCGAUUUGGAUAUAUUGGAAUCCCUGACGCAGUGGCUGUUGAAAAACAGUGAAAUCUGUCGACCUCAAGAUCUCAGCGCUUACUUCUUGACAGCAGCGCUGUUGAACUUCAAAAGUGCACAAUUGGAUGAAGUACGCAAGAAGCUGGCCAAGUCAAUAAUACGAGAGGAUUUCAAGAGGCAAUCGGACUGGCUGAAUUAUGUUUGGUCGCUAACGAUGCUGGGACUUGUGGAGAAUAGUCAGCUGGAGUCGGUUCUAAGCGCGGACUUCCUGUCUAAAUUGCAGAAUGAUAAAGCGGGUCUAACGCCGACAUUUAAAAUGAGGCUAUUAAAUCUAAACAGCUAUGCGCAACUUUGUGCCACGGACUACAAGGGCGUAAUCCUGCCAACGGAUAGUCCUGUCUACCAGGUGCCCAUGGCACACACCAAAUCCAAGCAGAUUCUUGUCAAUGGAGUGUUGGAUGCGCUUAAAAGCCUGCUACCGGCCAGUAAUCAUGUCCUCGGCUCGGUGGACAGCAAAAUGGGCUUCUUAAUUGAUGCUACCUGUCAAUUUGAUUCCCAAAGAAAUGCCCUUCCCCUGGAUAAGACGAGUCAAGAUGUAAUUAGAGUUGCCUUAAUGGUGGUGGAUUUCCAUGACAUUUGCCAUGGAACUCACCGCAGUGCGAGUGGCAUAACGAAUCUAACGUUUGAUUUACUGGAAAAGAGUGGCUACCAGAUAAUACCUGUGCCCUACAACGAAUUCAGCACCAGUGACAAAUUACUGAAGCGAGUUCAGUAUUUGGAGGCGAAGUUUAAAGACGUUGUUAGUAGGAAAUAACUUCAAGUAACCAGUUGAUUGUUUUGUGAAAAUUUGAAUUGUUUCAUUACUGUAAUUUAAUUAGGCGCUGAAUUAAAGAAAACUACUCAAGUAUAAAUUCAUAAAGUAAUAUAAAGAAUUGCUUGAAAUCCCAUAUAAAUGACAAAUUGGAUAUCAGGCUUAUUAAUUUAUUUAUACUGACAGAAAACAAUUCUGAAUUAAUAAACAAGAAAGGAAUGAUGUAAAUUUUAAAACAUUAAA
Molecule: messenger RNA, 2147 nt
Organism: Drosophila innubila
Lineage: Eukaryota; Metazoa; Arthropoda; Insecta; Diptera; Drosophilidae
Product: FAST kinase domain-containing protein 4
Exons: 7
Coding region: 138-1907 (589 amino acids)
Biological process (GO): mitochondrial RNA processing; regulation of mitochondrial mRNA stability
Cellular component (GO): mitochondrial matrix; ribonucleoprotein granule
Molecular function (GO): RNA binding
Source: RefSeq, a predicted model, not a curated record